Messenger RNA from Trematosphaeria pertusa, 2203 nucleotides. Its product is annotated as GMC oxidoreductase. The record is from RefSeq and is a predicted model, not a curated record. Lineage: Eukaryota; Fungi; Ascomycota; Dothideomycetes; Pleosporales; Trematosphaeriaceae. The transcript has a single exon. Gene Ontology annotation, molecular function: flavin adenine dinucleotide binding; oxidoreductase activity, acting on CH-OH group of donors. Bases 231 to 2039 code for a protein of 602 amino acids.
AGCCGCUCAAAGAAAUGCUUCCGUGCAGCGAUGUUCCACCACUGGUACCUUCCUCAGCCGGAAAAGCGACUUACCCAAUUCAGUCAGGCCCCCAGCGGCUUUCGGAACGUCAUGCGGAGAAAUAUCACGUGGUAGUACAUAGCUCGGAGUGAUAUUAGCCUUCUGCAGACCCUUCAACCCAUUUAAUUGCCCAUCUGCUACCGUUAGCGAGUUCGGGUUCGGUCGUCGCCAUGCUUCCGGUGCUUUACUUCCUGCUUGCCCUCGUCCACGCAACAUGCUCCUCUCCCACUUCCUUCGACUACGUAAUCGUCGGCGGUGGGCCAGCCGGCCUCGUCCUCGCUAACAGACUAUCCGAGGAUCCGAGCAUCACCGUUGCAGUCGUCGAAGCGGGAGAUACGCAGUACAAUAAUCCCAAUGUAACAACUGUGCCGGACUCCGUGCUAGGCUUCGGUCUCGGUCUCAACACGUCAAUAGACUGGAGCUAUGUAAGCGCACCGCAGAAGUACACGCUUAACAGGAUGCAUAUGUACUACUCGGGAAAAGGAUUAGGCGGCACGACGUUGAUUAAUGGGAUGACGUAUCUAAGGGCGGAGAAGACGCAGAUUGAUGCGUGGGAAGAGAUGGGCAAUGAGGGAUGGAAUUGGGAUAGCUUGUUCGAGUAUUACCGCGGGCAGGAGCAUUUCCAACCCCCGGAUGCAGGAGAGGUGGCGAAUGGGGCAAGUUUUGAAGAGCAGGACCAUGGGUUUGAGGGCGAGCUCGCGGUGGGCUGGAGUGAGUACUUAAUAGGCCAGGAUAUGUUUAGCAUUCUCAAAGAAACGAACGAGGCGAUAGGGAUACCGUGGAACAAGGAUGCGAAUGGCGGAAGAAUGAGAGGUUUCACGACAUGGCCGUUCACCUUGAAUGCAUCGACGACGACACGAGAGGAUGCGGCCAGGGCAUUCUACUAUUCCGUCGCAAAGCAGCGGCCGAAUCUACAUGUCUUCGUCAACGCUACCGCCACGAGAAUCCUCUGGGAUGAGCAUACACAUACAGGGGAAAAACUCACCGCUAAAGCCAUCGAAGUCCUAACACCCACAAACAGUACCACCGCCACCCUCCACACAACGCGUGAACUCAUUCUCGCUGCCGGCUCCCUUCGCUCCCCCGCUCUCCUCGAACACUCCGGCAUCGGAAACCCCGCCAUCCUGGAACCACUAGACAUCAAACCCAUGCUCAACCUCCCCUCCGUAGGCGCGAACAUGCAAGACCAACCUACCACGCUGAUAUCUUACGCCUCGCCCACAAACUGGACCGGCUAUCCAAGCUUCGUAUCGUACCUCACAGCGUCCGACCUCUUCGGGCCCGAACUUCCCUCCAUCACUGCAGAAAUCCGGGCCAAUAUCUCCGCGUACGCUGAGAAGAUUGUUGCCGAUGCUCCAGUCGGUUCGACGAGCGUGGAGACGGAAGAGGGCCUUUUGAAGCUUCAAACCAAUCUCGUGUUUGCAGAGAAUAGCACGGUACCGUUGGCCGAGUUAUUGUGGUUCCCUGCCCCUGGCUCCAUCAAUGUAAACUACUGGACUCUCCUCCCCUUCUCCCGCGGCUCCGUCCACAUCACUUCUCCCAAUCCCACUGUCCAACCCACCAUCAACCCAAACUUCUUCCAGCUCCCCAUCGACAUGUACAUCCAAGCCGCCGCCGCCAAGAAAGUCCGCCAAUUCUUCUCCACCACACCGCUAUCCACGCACAUCACCACCGAAGCCGUGCCUGGGUUCGCGACAGUGCCGGAAAGCGCUGGAUGGAGGGAUAGGGAGUGGGAGGCGUGGAUUAAGACAGCGUACGGGGCGAAUUAUCAUCCUGUGAGUAGUACGGCGAUGAGGGGGAGGAGUUGGGGUGGCGUUGUGGAUAAGGAGGGGAGGGUGUUUGGAGUGGGGAAUGUGAGGGUUGUGGAUGCGGGGGUGCUGCCGGCGCAGAUUUCCGGGCAUUUGAGUGCGAGUGUGUAUGCGGUUGCGGGGAAGAUUGUGGAGGGAAUGCUUGGAGCAGGGAAUGUGGUGAGGAGAUAGUGGGAGGAUGGCAUGCAUAGAGUGCUUUUCAGUCUUUGAUACUCUCAAUUCAAUACUAUAGUUAAGACUUCCACCUGCGGAAGGCUGGGGUAUUUUCCCCACAGCAUCGCAAAUUUCUGGCCUACAUUCUUAUGAAAAGUACGACAAAACAAAUUUAGUAUAAG